AUGCUGAUAAAGGGAAAUAAAAGGUUUCCGAUGGAAAGAAAACAAGUGGGGGAGGAACUCCCGCUUCUUUCAAGUGCUAUGGGUGUGGUGAACAAGGUCACCAUUCUAAAGAAUGUGAGAAUAAGGAGUGGUAGUAUGGUAAUAGAUACUCAUGCUAAUGGUUCUGUUAAUACUACUUAUGUUUGUUUGAGUUAUCCUUUAACUAUAUUUGGCAAGAGUUUUAUGAUGGAUUCAGUGUGUCUACCCUUACACCAAAAUGAUGUCAUUCUUGGAAUGAACUGGUUGAAGUUUAACUAUGUUCAUAUCAAUUGUUAUAAAACUUUGAGGUUCCCUAAGUGUGGAUAUAGUGGAGAAUUGGUGGUAUUGUCUGCUAAGCAAGUGAAUGAACUUCUGGAUGAUAAAGCCUUGAUGUUUGCAAUGUUCCUGUCGUUGCAAGUUGAUCGUGAAGCUGCGAGUGUGGAUCUACCUGUUGUCUGUGAGUUUCUAGAGGUGUUUAUAGACGAUAUAAGUGAUCUACCUCUAGAGCGUGAAGUAAUGUUUGCCAUCGAAUUAGUACCAAGUACAAGUUCGGUCUCAACGACUCCUUGUAGAAUGUCAGCUUCAGAGCUGAAUGAGUUGAAGAAACAAUUAGGAGAAUUGCUUGAGAAGAAGUUUGUUCGAUCGAGUGUAUCUCCAUGGGGUGCACCUGUAUUGUUGGUUAAGAAGAAAGAUGGAAGUAUGACAUUGUGUGUGCACUACACGUAG
Molecule: messenger RNA, 744 nt
Organism: Vicia villosa (hairy vetch)
Lineage: Eukaryota; Viridiplantae; Streptophyta; Magnoliopsida; Fabales; Fabaceae
Exons: 2
Coding region: 1-744 (247 amino acids)
Source: RefSeq, a predicted model, not a curated record